AUGAGUGUCUGGAAAAUUAUCUGUCUAAGUGUGUUGGCACAUUUCUGCUUAGCUGAAGGCAACAGACACAAAAGAAGUGCUAACGCUAAUUGUGAGCCCCGAUUCACAGUGAUAGAGAAUCACAGCGCAUGUCUAAACAGAUCCGAUCAGGCUGGGGCCAGCGGUGUGUCAGAGAUGGAGAAGAGAGAAAUCGUGGAUGCACACAAUUUACUGAGGUCCCAGGUCGAUCCUCCUGCUAGAGAUAUGAUGAAAAUGAGCUGGGAUGACGAUGUUGCAUUAGUUGCACAGAAAUGGGCAGAAAACUGUGUGUUCAGUCAUGACGGGAAUUAUCAACGAUAUAUUCCAGGGCGAUUUGCCUCUGGACAGAAUUUGGCUUGGGGAGGGGGCAGAUUGACGUGGAAUGCCACUGUCUACCUGUGGCACAGCGAGGUGUCAAAGUUCAUAUUUGGGGGACCUAAUACUGAGGAAAUCGGGCACUACACACAGGUGGUAUGGUCGUCUUCCAUCAAAGUGGGCUGUGGAUACGCCUACUGUCAGACAAACGCUUUACAUUACUAUGUCUGUAACUACUCCCCACCAGGCAACAGCGAUCAAAACCUUCCGUAUAAAAAUGGUACCAGCUGUGGCGACUGUCCAACUCGAUGUGAAAACAAUCUUUGUGAUUGUGGGGGUAUCGUUUGUGAAAAUGAUGGCGUUUUGGACCUAUACACAUGUACCUGUCAGUGUUCCUUAAACAGACCCUAUUAUGUUGGCAGCAAUUGUGCAAUGAACUGCUCUCUGCUUACCCCCGACACCUCCUGGUGUACAAAUUCACUCACCACCGCUUCGUGUGCCCAAUUUAGUAACGUCCCGUAUCAUUGUCCAAAUCUUUGUGGCAUCUGCAAUUAUACUUCAAAUUCUGUUGCUGAAAUAACAUCGAAUCCCCCUUUGUCUUCCUCAUCCGUCUUUGAAUCGACUACCACUGGGUCUAUGACGUCAUCACAAACAACCACGAGACAGAUCAACGUAAGGCGGACAACAGCGGCCCCAAAUAUUAAUAAUGGAGCCAGUAAAAUGAUACCAUUCAGUGUCUCUGGGAUUUUUGGACUUUUGCUACAGUUCCUGGUUGUGAGUUAAAAAAAAAAUUAUAAGCAGAUCAGCUGUUUACUUGAUCUGGAAAAAUGAAUAAAAUGUACAUCAACAGGUCAUGAACUGAACACAGGUGGCAGUAAAAGGAG
This is a messenger RNA of Saccostrea cuccullata (small rock oyster), 1217 nucleotides long. RefSeq names its product cysteine-rich venom protein-like. The coding region runs from base 1 to 1116 and encodes 371 amino acids. The record is from RefSeq and is a predicted model, not a curated record. The transcript is spliced from 13 exons. Lineage: Eukaryota; Metazoa; Mollusca; Bivalvia; Ostreida; Ostreidae. Gene Ontology annotation, cellular component: extracellular region.